CCCGGUUCAAAAAAUCAUCGUUCAAUUGCGCCUCGUUCUUCGUCUGAUAGCUGCUUCGUGCUCCCGACCCGAGCAGGCAGAACCCCUUCCUUCAACCCGAGGCUCAGUGCCCGCUUCAUGCUCCUCCCGCAGUAGCGCGUCAUCCGCAGCUGCCACCUGCUGCGCCAUCGAAUAUAAAAUAAUCAGCACACAGAAGCAACCAUGCGCAGAACGCUGCUCAACACCCGGCCGUCGCGCGCCGUCAUCCGUGCCCUAGGCGGCCAACAGCCGCGGCGCACCUUUGCCGCGCCGUCGCCCGUCGUGCGGUCCAAGGAGCAGGCACACCCGGUCGGACCUUUUUACGAGGCCAUCCUGCGCACCCCGGUGCCGCAGCCGAAGGAGAAGCCGGAGAACCCGCCGGUGACAUCAAAGUCAGCGCCCGUCCAGACGCCCAAGCCCGCGCCCGAGCACCAGCAGUCGAAGCCGGUGGCUGAGGAGAAGAAGGCGGCCGAGGAACAAGCGGCAGCAUCAGAGGACAAGAAACCCGCGCGGCGCACCCGCAAACCGAAGCAGGAGACAAGCACCCCCAACUCCAAGGCCAAGUCGGUCCCCUCCUCUAUCUCCUCCUCUACCUCUUCCUCGUCCUCUUCACCUUCUUCCUCCUCCUCCACUUCCUCUUCUUCUUCUGUCGACUUCACCGCUGCCUCCUCUUCCCCAACACCACCCGGCCCAACCCUCCUCCCACAAUCACCACAAUCAUCACAACCAUCACAAUUAUCACCACCACCAUCACAGCCAGGAGAAGAGUCAUCAGGACAAGAACCGCCGUCUAACGACGUACAGACCCGCGCCAGCGUCGUCUUCACCUCCAGCCUAGCCGGCCCCGCCGAGCGGCGGGAGCGGCUGGCGCGGAUCCGCGCCGAGAGCCGCCUCGUCGCCGGCGUGCUGGUCCCGCCCCGGCCCGAGGAGCCCGACAACUGCUGCAUGAGCGGGUGCGUCAACUGCGUCUGGGACCGCUACCGCGACGAGAUGGAGGAGUGGGCCGCCCGCCGCGCCGAGGCCGAGCGCCGGCUCGCCGCCGAGGACGCCGGGCCCCAGGUCGGCGUCACCGAGGAGAGCAUGGAGCGCACGGCCGACUCCGCUGGCGGGAUGGAUUUGGGUGUGCACGACGAGGCGGCGGAUCGCGGGGCGGCCAGCAUGGACGACGACGGCGGUGGCUCGGUGGGCAACUGGGAGACCGGAACAGCCGUCGGCCGGACGGAUGACCACGGAAAGGGCGGGAAGCUUGCAGAGGAUUUCUGGGACGAGGAUCUGUACAAGAACGUGCCGGUCGGGAUCAGGGAGUUUAUGAAGCAGGAGAAGCGGCUGAAGGAGAAGCACCGGCGAGAGGGAACGCUAGGUGGGAAGGAUUUGGACUGACGCUGCCAGUGUAUCAAUACAUCCGGCUUUUCGCGUGUUUGAUAGACUUCGGGGACUUGGCGGGGUUA
This is a messenger RNA of Thermothelomyces thermophilus ATCC 42464, 1466 nucleotides long. RefSeq lists its product as uncharacterized. The transcript has a single exon. Gene Ontology annotation, cellular component: mitochondrion. Lineage: Eukaryota; Fungi; Ascomycota; Sordariomycetes; Sordariales; Chaetomiaceae. The record is from RefSeq and is a predicted model, not a curated record. The coding region runs from base 202 to 1398 and encodes 398 amino acids.